AUGGUGCCUAAUGCAAGUGAAAGGUGCAAAAUUGACUUGCAACUUGAAUCAUUCAAGGAUGCAAAAGGGUUGUUUGGCAUUGAGGCUGCCAAGACAGCUAGAGAUAAAAAAAAAAAAAAAACUCCAGCUCAAUGGUGGGAUUCUUAUGGGGAUGAAUGUCCAGAAUUACAAAGGCUUGCAAUCCGAGUUCUAAGCUUGACUUGUACUUCAUCUGGAUGUGAGCGUAACUGGAGUGCAUUUGAAAUGAGAAAAAUGAAUGACUUGGUAUUUGUAAUGUGCAAUCUGAAAUUGAAUAAUAAUCAAGUCAAAAAGCAUGCUGAUGAUUUUAGUGUAGAAGAUGAUCUUUCAUCUGAUGAUGAUUGGAUAACCGAGAGAGAAAAACAUUCAAACAUUGAUUUGUUUGGUGCUAUUGAUAGUGCAACACGAAGACAAAAUGGUAAUGAAGAUGAAAGUGAUGAAGAAGAAAUUCCUAAUGCUGCUGAAAUGGAGAGUCAUGGUACUGAAGAUGAUUUGGAGAUUCAAAUUGAUGAUAUUGGUGUUGGUACUAGUAGCAGCACUAAUGCUUAUAAUAUUGGUGUUGGUAUUAGUAGUGACACUAAUAAUCCUCUUAAUGCUAAUGAUAUUGAUGAAUGCCUGAGGAAUAAUGAGGAAGAUGAAGGCAAUGAAGCUGUUGGUAUGUCUCGCUUGUUUCUACGAGACUUUCCAUUUAGUCUUGAUUUGAUGUCUUAA
Messenger RNA from Populus trichocarpa (black cottonwood), 729 nucleotides. RefSeq lists its product as uncharacterized. NCBI's taxonomy places the organism in Eukaryota, Viridiplantae, Streptophyta, Magnoliopsida, Malpighiales, Salicaceae. Gene Ontology annotation, molecular function: protein dimerization activity. The transcript is spliced from 3 exons. The record is from RefSeq and is a predicted model, not a curated record. The coding region runs from base 1 to 729 and encodes 242 amino acids.